Syngnathus typhle (broad-nosed pipefish) is the source of this 3493-nucleotide messenger RNA. Its product is annotated as centrosome and spindle pole associated protein 1-like. Gene Ontology annotation, cellular component: centrosome; microtubule; spindle pole. The coding region runs from base 104 to 3289 and encodes 1061 amino acids. The record is from RefSeq and is a predicted model, not a curated record. Gene Ontology annotation, biological process: positive regulation of cytokinesis. The transcript is spliced from 28 exons. Lineage: Eukaryota; Metazoa; Chordata; Actinopteri; Syngnathiformes; Syngnathidae.
UGACAGGUUACACAGGAAUCUACAUUGACAUUCUCGCUUUGUGAGUGUUUAAGACAAACAAGGCGCCACAAAACAGAGCGACAAACCAUUCCACAAGGUAGAGAUGGAAGAUGAGCUUGAACUCUUCAUCAGGGAGCGUAAAGCAAGACUGGCCCAAGACAGAGCUAGUUUGGAACAUGACCCUCCAUACAUGGAAAUUCAGGAAAAACCUCAUAGAAGCUAUGGGUCCCUGCUCAAGGAGAACAUCCCCCCCGGGUUAACUGCUCAGAAGAAAGUGGAAAGCAGCAAUGUGGGUCUUCCCCUUGGUGUGGAGUACCAAAAGAAGAAAGACAGGCUUCAGCAUGAGCUUCGUAUGGACUACAGAAACUACAUUGCACAGCAAGCGGGUGUCCUCAGACAGCACCCCCUUUCACGGAGGGACGUAGGCACUCUAACAGAAGUCCGUAAGGAAUCUUGCAGCGGUCUUUCCCCUCCUGAGAGUCCCAUACAUCAGGUCAGCCGACGAGAGACGACGCCUGUAGACCAGGAGUUGGAGGAAGAGCAGUACACAGAGCUCAGAAGUAGCAGGCGAAUGGGGUUGGACUCAAGUUACAAGAAGCCACAACCCAAAAAGGUUCAUGGCAGGGAAGAGAGGGACAGUCCUUCAGGUUUUGUCGACCAAGGCAGACGAUCAAGAGCCCUGAUCAAAGCUGACGAUGCUGAAUUUUCGACCAGUCUUUUAAUUGGGGAAAUUCAUACAGAUGAAACCUUACAAAGGAGGAAAGAGCGCUACAGAGAGGAGCUGCAGGAACAGAUAGCUGAGCAGCACAGAAACAAACAGAGGGAAAAAGAUUUGGAGCUAAAAGUUGCUGCAACUGGGGUGAACGAUCCAGAGAAACAGCCCAACCGAAUCAGACAGUUUGGACUGAGCAAGAGAAAAGAGUCUCAGCUGUCACGGCAUUCCAUGUUGGGUCAAAGCGAAUCAUCAUCCAGCUUCCCUAAUCAUGAUAAGACAAGCGUUAACGGCAGGCUGAUGGCUCCACGUGAUCUACCACAUGGAGCCUUUCAAUCUCCGCUCAUUGAGUGCCAUGGAGAUGGGCCAACUCCCGAUAGACUGCCUGUUGGCCGCCCCUUCCCUAGAGCAAUGGGCGCUUCCAGAAUUCCUUUCCCCCCUCUUCAUUCCGCUCAUGCAGGCAAUGAAGCAUUCAGCGGUCCCUAUCCAGAACCCCAUUACUACUACAACAACAACAGAAAUCUGCCUGACCCAAACUUUGCCUAUUACGGUCAUUUGCCUUACCCUGCUAUGGGACUUCCCCUGAUUUACUACAACAUGUCACCUGGAGGAGAUGGGCCAAGUCAGCUUGGUGACGCAAGCUCCCAAAGUGGGAGCAGUUUCCCUGAGUCCUCACCACUGCCCAAUACCGAGACUAUUACAACAGGUCCCCAUACUGGUCUUAUGCUUCCAGAGAGGUCCAGGUCAACAAGGGAAAAGACUUUGGACUACGCAGAAUCCCUGAAAAAACAAAUUCAGGAGCAACAAGAGCGGAAGCGCGUAGAGAGGGAGGAGCGGGAGCGCUACGACGCCAAGAUCGAAGCUGACAUGAAGAGACAUCAGCCUUGGGGGCGAGGUGGAGGUGGAGCUCCACUCAAAGACAGUACAGGAAACCUCAUUGCUGACCUCAAGCAGAUGCACAAGUUGAACGUAGAACCCUGCAGUAACCCAAAACAGCAGCAGAGAGCCCCAGCUGUGACAGCCACCUUCCCAGUUGAACACUCCAACCCUAACAUCAGCAUCUCUGGCCACAAGUUGAUUGAAGACGCUCACACUAACCUGGAACAGCAACAGGAUGCCCCAGUUGUGCUUGCAGCCGGCCCAGCUGAGAAUCCGAACGACAAGAUCUCUGGUUUCAACAAUGUUCAAACGCCCCAGAUUGCCCCGGGCACCGUGUCUAAGGCUGAGGAGCAAGAGUACAAAGCUUACCUGAAAAAGCAGAUAGAGGAGAAGCUGCAAAAACAGGCAGAGGAAAGAGAACGGAACAGACUGGAGGAUGAAAAGCUAGAGAGGAAAGUGGCAGAGGAUAUGGCUCGGAUCAAGAGGGAGUAUGAAGAAGAACAAGAGAAGCAGAAACAAAAAGCGCUAUUAAAGGAAAAGGCCAGGGAACAGAAGGAUAUAGAAGCUAAAAAAAAGAAGACUGAAGAGAGGGAGAAAGCAGCACAGAAGAAACGUGAACAAGAGAAGCUUGCUCAGGUCAAGCGGGAGUUGUCCACUCCAGUUCCCACUCUGCAAAAGAGCCCCCAGUCUCCCGUUGUUGAGACCCGUCACUCCUCUCCUCCACGCUCAGAGAAGUCUUUGCUUGGCCGCCAGUCCCCCCCUGUCCCUGCUUGCAGGAAUCAACAACGAGCAGCAGGUGUAUACACACAACGAGUCAAUAAACGUGAUGUGUACAGUGAACUGUCAGCUUUGCGUCGGCAGCUUCGCGCUGAGCAAAAGCGACUUGAAAAUCAUCUGCAUCACAGCGGUUGUGAUGAAAUGGACUCCGGAAUGAUGGGAAGACACGCACGUCCACAAGUGGAUGUUUUUAAUAUGGCGAUGCUGCGGCUUCAGGCUCCAGUUCGAAAGCCCCACUCCAGAAAUAUGGAACCAAGUAAUCUGCUUCAAAUUCAUGACUCGCUUCAGCUCCACACAGAUCGAGAAUCAAGUCUCAGCUCCGUCGAUAUUGAGAGGAUGGAGAGAGUGGGUGUGGCCAGCAGGAGGAGGCAGGUUUACAAUUAUCCGCAUCAGAAGCCCAGCAGCCAGAGAUCCACAUGCACAAAUGACUGUUUUGACGUAUACCCAACUCAUCAAAACGAUCGGGAGAGCGUGAUAGGAAGACAUGCAAGAGGAUCUCUCCUCGACUCGGAUAGUGCUUUUCUUGCUCCUUUGGGAGAUGUUUUUCCUGUGCCAAGUUCCCCAGAGCCUGAAGAGACACCGCUCACAGCACGGGAAAGGAGGAGGCUGACCAAACAGUCAGAGUAUUCUUUGGAACCACUAGAAAACCCCGCCAACUCGGGUAGCAGGAAGCGGCGAGAAGCAGAGUCGAGCAGUGAGGAAAAAAGCCAGGAAAAGAUGUCGCCAUGUCGUGCUGCAAACACAGCAGGAACGGUGGACCUGUCUGACGAUGACCCUUUACUUCCCCAAAUUUCUCACCUCAAUCGCAAACAUCAAAGUUCAAUAGAAUCCUUCUCAACCGAUCCCUGGAUGCGACCAGGUACUUCAGAAACGCUCAAAUUCUUAGAGGGAUCACCGAAGAGUGACCAUUUGACAUCGUAGGAGUCUGUUCACUCUGUCACUGACUUAGCAGAUUAGAUUUGAAGUUCCUGUUUGAUAUAUGACAAACGACUAGGUCAGUCAGAAUGUUUGGUCCUGAUCAAUAGCUUGGUGUCAUUGUUUUGUGACUUUACAGGAAAACCUAUUUAAUAAUUUAUUUUAUACUGUUUUUAUGCAAUGAAAGUUUGAAUAAAUUAUUCUUCAGUA